Messenger RNA from Spea bombifrons (plains spadefoot toad), 1938 nucleotides. RefSeq names its product hormonally up-regulated neu tumor-associated kinase homolog A-like. The record is from RefSeq and is a predicted model, not a curated record. Bases 1 to 1938 code for a protein of 645 amino acids. Gene Ontology annotation, molecular function: protein serine/threonine kinase activity; ATP binding. Gene Ontology annotation, biological process: protein phosphorylation; intracellular signal transduction. The transcript has 10 exons. NCBI's taxonomy places the organism in Eukaryota, Metazoa, Chordata, Amphibia, Anura, Pelobatidae. Gene Ontology annotation, cellular component: cytoplasm.
AUGCCAGCUGCUAUCAAUCCUGGCUUGGAUAACACUAAACCGGAUAGGAUAUUCCCAGAAUGGGUGAAGCAAAACAAAGAAAUGCAGGGACUGACCUGUUUUAAAAAGAUGUCUCGUGAGUCCCUGAAAAACUUCCCUCAUACUAAAAGAGUAGGACAUUACUUGGUUGGUAAAAUGAUCAACAAAGGAUCUUUCGCAAAGGUUAUGGAAGGACUGCAUAUUCCCACAGGACAAAAGGUGGCCAUGAAAGUCAUUUGCAAAAAGAAAGCCAAGCAAGACUCCUAUGUGUUAAAGAACAUGAAAAGGGAGCCACAGAUUCAUCAAAUGAUUAAACAUCCCAAUAUUGUUCAGCUUUACGAUACAUUGGAGACAGAAAACUCUUACUAUAUGGUGAUGGAACUAUGCUUAGGAGGGGAUCUGAUGGACAGAAUCUGUGACAAAAAGAAACUUGAAGAGACAGAUGUUAGAAAGUAUGCCAGACAGCUCAUGUCUGCAGUGGAGCAUUUACACCGGCAUGGAAUUGUUCAUAGAGAUUUGAAAAUUGAGAACUUUCUUCUAGAUGAAAAUAACAACAUAAAAAUUGUUGAUUUUGGAUUAAGCAAUACAAUCAGGUUUGAAGGCCUUUCCCAGGAGCUACUGAGUACUCAGUGUGGAAGUCCGGCCUAUGCUGCCCCAGAGCUAUUAGCCAAUAAAAAAUACGGUCCAAAAGUUGAUGUCUGGUCAAUAGGUGUUAGUAUGUUUGCAAUGCUAACCGGUACACUUCCUUUUACUGUGGAGCCAUUCAACAUUAAACAGCUUCAUCAAAAAAUGAUAAAUGGAGAAAUCAGCCCCAUCCCACCUGAUGUUUCUGCAGGAGCUGUACAAUUUAUUCAUACCCUUCUAGAGGCUGACCCUUCCAGACGUCCUACUGUUAAAGAAGCCAUGGAAGACAAGUGGCUAAAUGAAGGUUUUACACGAAAACCUCUCAUUUCUGUUUCAUAUAAAAACAGACUUCAACCUGAUGAGUUAAACACCCUUGUUUUGAAUUAUAUGACUGAAACCAUGGACCUUGACAUUUCUGAGAUAGUUAACACAUUAGCAGAUAACAGACCAUCACCAAUUAUGGCUUCUUAUUGUUUACUUUUGAAGAAAUUGCAGAUGCAUCAAAAAGAGCACACAAUUAUUAAGAUUGAAGCAGCAAUAAAGAAAAGUAACAAUGUCCACACUAUGCCCUCAAAAGAUGAAACACAGAAUACUGCGCAAAGUGAAAAUGAAAGAAAAGAUGCUAAAACAGACAAGAGGCCUAUUUCACAUGAGCCAAUUCAAGAAGAUGAAAUUGCUAUUACUUUAGAUAAUCAAGAAAAUGUUUUUGAAGGCUCACAAUUUGCAGGUAGAGAAAUGGUUUACCUGAAACCUCCAAAUUCUUCAAAGCAAGAAACAUUGGAUGUAAAUAUAAAACAUUGUUCUUUGGACGUUAAUGAUUUGAAAAGUAAUCAAGAAAGCAACACGUCUAAUCCUGACAAAAAAAGGGAAUAUUUUCCACGCAAACCACAACAACCUGACAUGCAAAAAAGACAACCACCACAAAGUUAUAAAAUGGGUAGUUCCAACACUGGAAAGAAAGAAUUGAAGCAUAUUAAUAGGCUUUCAUGUGAGAGUCCUCCUUCCCAGAAACAGUUUACCAGAUUUAGAGACUUGUUAAAAUCAGUGGACAAUAAUAUUCCACCUGCAUAUAGUCAGCAGAAAGACAAAGAAUGUCUCAAUAUAGUGACGAUUGAAACUUUGCACCACUCUCCUUUACCUAGGGUUAGACAACCUGCAUUAAGAAACCCUAUUACUAAGCACAUUUCGUGGGUGGUACCACACCAUGUUAAAACUGGGUCACCACCAUUUGUCUUUAAUGGCUCAAGGCCACCUGUUUUCCCAAUGUCCAGGCAACAAACAAUUAUGGAUGAUUAG